Daucus carota subsp. sativus is the source of this 906-nucleotide messenger RNA. Its product is annotated as multiple organellar RNA editing factor 8, chloroplastic/mitochondrial. Lineage: Eukaryota; Viridiplantae; Streptophyta; Magnoliopsida; Apiales; Apiaceae. The record is from RefSeq and is a predicted model, not a curated record. Gene Ontology annotation, cellular component: mitochondrion. Bases 67 to 714 code for a protein of 215 amino acids. Gene Ontology annotation, biological process: mitochondrial mRNA modification; cytidine to uridine editing. The transcript has 4 exons.
UUUGAGUUUGGGUAGAUAAACAGUAGAGAGGACUGUGAUCAGUACGAGCAUAAAGUAACAAAACAGAUGCCGAUGAUGGCUACCAAGUAUGUUGCUAGGUUUUUGUCAAGCACCACCACCACUAGUGUCCUCCGCAGAACCGCCGCCUUACGCAACGGUCGGACGGCGAGGGUAGGUGGGUAUUUGGUGAAAGGGUUGUUGGAUCACGGGGCGGACGGGAAACACUGGAUAAUAUGGGUGAAGGAGCCUGAGGGUAAUCCAACUAGAGAUGAGAUUAUCAAAAAUUAUGUCAACAUUCUUGCUCGUGCUCUUGGAAGCGAGGAAGAGGCCAGAAUGAAAAUAUAUUCUGUAUCAACCAGGCAUUAUUAUGCGAUUGGAGCCCUUAUUGAUGAAGAAAUUUGUUCCAAGCUGAGAGAUAUGCCGCAGGUUCUGUCUAUCAAUGAGGACACUUACAUGGAUCUCGAGAAGAGGGAUUAUGGGGGGGAACCAUUUAUUGAUGGGCGGCCAGUACCUUAUGAUCGAAAGUAUCAUGCCGCCUAUUGGGCUAUGCAAGAAGGGAUGCUGUACUUCCCCACAAACAUGGAUGACCAUAAAGAUGCUGAGAUUCGAGCCACCAAUUCCGCGAGCCAAGACAAGGAAGCAGAUUAUAAGUUGUCCAUUCCAAGAGCUUGGUUUUCCCGCGUAAGGGUGUGGUGGAACGGUCCAAGCCCGUAAUGAUUACAGAUUACGGACAGUGUUAAGUUUCAGACAGUUAGCUGCUACUGUCUUUAUUAAACGAUAUUAUGAUGAUAAUUAAGAGUUUUAUUCGAAACAGUUGGACUGAUUAGGGUUUUCCCUGAGUGAACACCAGGUGUGUUUUGGUAUUGAACUAUAUGAAAUCCUGUUAAAUGGAUCUAGGUUGUGAUA